This is a messenger RNA of Leptopilina heterotoma, 1484 nucleotides long. RefSeq names its product RCC1-like G exchanging factor-like protein. The record is from RefSeq and is a predicted model, not a curated record. Bases 94 to 1425 code for a protein of 443 amino acids. NCBI's taxonomy places the organism in Eukaryota, Metazoa, Arthropoda, Insecta, Hymenoptera, Figitidae. The transcript has 8 exons.
AGGUUAGGAAUCAUUGUAGUCACAUGGGUCGCGCGGAUACUCGGAUGUAUUUUUAUUUUUUGUUAUUAUUUCUAAAUGAAUAAGUGAUCAGUUAUGUUUAAUUCAAUAAAGAAUUGUGCUAAAUUCGUUAUUCAAAGAAAUAGUAAGAGAUUUGGUAACAAAAAAUCAAAACCUUCGAAAAAGAAACUUAAAACCCUACCCGUCUUUCAGUAUCCCGUGAGUGAAGAAAGUGAUCGUCGAGUUUAUGUUUGGGGUCUAGCGGAACAUGGAGCAUUGGGGACAAUUGAUAGGGUUCAAACAGUUGAUCACGUUGCCUAUAUUGCAAAACCAAGUCGUUUAACAUUUGGAGAAACUUAUAAAGUAGUUGACAUAGCGUGUGGUUAUGGUUUCACUUCGUUUGCUGUACGUUCCAAUGACAAUAACAUUGUUUAUGGCAGUGGUAUCAACACAGAUUCGCAAAUCGGUUAUCAUUCUUCUGAUAAGCGGUACAAGGGUGAUAUUAUAACAGCACCGAGACCAGUGGAAUUACCAUUGAAAGAAUCAACAUCUCAGGUCGUUGCUUUGGCUGCUGGCAGAGCUCAUUUAUUGGUAUUGACUACCGAGGGACUUUUUACAUUAGGAAACAAUGGAUAUGGACAAUGUGGAAGGCCAAUUAUUGAUAAUGAGGAUUAUAAGAAGAAUACGAUUGUACAUCAUAUACCGGAUGCGAAAGGAAAUCAAAUAGCAAAUGUAUUUGCAGGACAGGAUCAUAGUAUACUUUUAACUGAAAAUGGCGAAGUUUAUACAUUUGGAUGGGGGGCUGAUGGACAAACUGGUCUUGCUCAUUAUCAAAAUGAAUAUAGGCCAAGUUUGGUUAAAGGUGAUUUAGCUGGUCAGCGUAUUGUUAAAGUGGCGUGUAUUGCAGACUGUGUCCUGGCACUUAGUGACAAAGGUAAAGUGUUUGGCUGGGGAAAUUCGGAAUAUGGACAAAUACCGGGAAUUGGUGACAAUCAACAAGUAAAUAUUGCCACAGAAAUAAAGGCAUGCAAUGAUCUUGGAAGAAUUACAGACAUCGCGUCUGGAGGCAGUUUCUGUAUGGUGUUAAAUGAUGCUGGAGAAGUAUUUGUUUGGGGAUAUGGAAUUCUGGGAUUUGGUCCAGAAGUACGAAAGGCAAUGAAACCUAUGAAAAUUCCAUCAACACUUUUUGGUGUUAAUGAAUACGACCCUACUGUUCGGGUUGCAAAAAUUUACUGUGGAAUAAGUCAUCUUGCGAUAGUGACAAAUAAAGGGGAUCUUUACAUGUGGGGCAGAAACAAAUUCGGUUGCCUUGGAUUGGGCCAUUAUAGAGAUCAAUUUUUCCCUCUCAAGGUUUCGAUAGGAGCAGAGGUAAAAAAAGUUUCUUGCGGCGUCGAUCAUACAGUGACAUUGUGUAAACCAUUUGUCUAGGAGUAUAGAAUUUUUCUCUUUUUAAUUAUUACAAAUUUUAAUUAAAACUUUUUAACAGA